CCUGUCCCGUCUUUACAAAGGGCACGCAUUCCAUUGGUACACCGAAUCUUUUCAACUCUUGAACAGCUGUUGAGGGAACUGGGUAAUCAUAUUUGGAUGACGCAGGAAUAAAUGCCGGCUUCAACUGGAGGAUAAAACGAGUGAUCAGAUUCGUGAACCGAUUCGCAUUUCCUUUUUUCACUCAAGUUUGUUACUCUAGGUUAUCAACAUGGGGAAGUUGGUCAUAUUAUCGAUUUGUAUAGCAGCCUUUGCAAUUUUUUUGGGAGAAAGAAUUAUCAAUCUGAGAAAAAGAUGUCUUGCUUCCAGAGAUCUAAUCCCAAAACACCUCCAAAACUGUCGUCCAAUCAAAAGCCUUGAGUAUGGAUCAGAGGACAUCACAAUACUUCCAAAUGGACUUGCCAUCAUUAGCACUGGACUGAAGUUUCCUGGAAUGCCAUCUUACUCAGAUGGCCCUGGGAAGAUAUACACUCUUGAUCUGCAGGACUCUCGGAUCAAACCAGUGGAGCUGCGUAUGGACAGAGGCUUUGAUUUCGACUCCUUCAACCCACAUGGAAUCAGCACGUACACAGACAAUGAUGACAAGGUAUACAUAUUUGUUGUCAACCACCCUCAGCAUAAAAGCCAAGUGGAGAUCUUCCGGUUCGUUGAAGAGGAGAACUCCAUUGUGCAUGUGAAAACCAUCAAGCAUGACCUUCUCCACAGCGUAAAUGACAUUAUUGCUGUGGGAGUGGAGAGCUUCUAUGCCACCAAUGACCGCUAUUUUACGGAUUCCAAUUUGAAACAGCUGGAGCCUUUGCUUGACCAGCCCUGGUGUAAUGUGGUUUACUACAGUCCUGACCAGGUCACUGUGGUGGCAGAUGGAUAUUACUCAGCCAAUGGCAUCAACAUUUCACCAGACAAAAAACACAUUUAUGUUGUAGAUCUAAUGGACCACAAUGUGCAUGUUUUGGAAAAACUGGAAAGCAAUGCUUUGGUCCCUGUCAAGACUGUAGCUGUUGGCUCCCUUUGUGACAAUGUGGAGGUUGACCCAGAAACUGGUGAUCUGUGGUUGGGCUGCCACCCCAACGCCUGGAGGUUCUUUCUGAACGAUCCAGAAAACCCUCCUGGAUCAGAGGUGAUAAGAAUCCAGAGCAUUCACUCUGAGAAGCCGAUAGUGACCCAAGUUUACGCUGACGAUGGACAUGUGAUCAUGGGCUCCUCUGUAGCUGCCCCCUAUGGAGGGAAGCUUCUCAUCGGGACGGUCUACCACAAAGCACUCUGCUGUGACCUGGAUUAGCCCGUAGAAGUAUCCAGAAGACUCAACAGAGAAGAGAUGCAUCUAACAGAACUAUGUUUAGAACAACAACUGAAAUGCCUCCUUUUAUUCCACUUCCCUUCUCUCAAAGCCUUAUUAGGGGAAAUAACUGGUACUGAUGCAAUGUCUAUGACCCAACAGUAUACUAAGUGCCUUUUAGAGUUCUCAUGCACAGUGAUAACAAUUUUGAACGUAGUUUUUUAAAUUGGUUAUAGGAAUGCUUAUGGAACCUGAAUGUGAAACUAAUUUUCUGCUCAAUGUGAAACUGAUAAUAGAUAAUAAAUUAAUAAAUCCU
This is a messenger RNA of Osmerus eperlanus (European smelt), 1589 nucleotides long. Its product is annotated as serum paraoxonase/arylesterase 2-like. The record is from RefSeq and is a predicted model, not a curated record. Bases 209 to 1276 code for a protein of 355 amino acids. Gene Ontology annotation, molecular function: arylesterase activity. NCBI's taxonomy places the organism in Eukaryota, Metazoa, Chordata, Actinopteri, Osmeriformes, Osmeridae. The transcript is spliced from 9 exons.